Molecule: messenger RNA, 2298 nt
Organism: Anarrhichthys ocellatus (wolf-eel)
Lineage: Eukaryota; Metazoa; Chordata; Actinopteri; Perciformes; Anarhichadidae
Gene: itpka
Product: inositol-trisphosphate 3-kinase A
Exons: 7
Coding region: 215-1576 (453 amino acids)
Biological process (GO): inositol phosphate biosynthetic process; phosphatidylinositol phosphate biosynthetic process
Cellular component (GO): cytoplasm; nucleus
Molecular function (GO): inositol hexakisphosphate kinase activity
Source: RefSeq, a predicted model, not a curated record
CUUUCUAACAGUGCGCACAGAGGAGAGAGGCUAACGGAGGCUUUUUAAUGUGUGAGAACCCGGACAACAAACAACGAGGGAGUCCCGCUGCGGAUCAUUUCAACACCUGGACUCAAAGUAAACUUUCUGAAAGUAAAAUUACCAGAUUUGAAGGUUAAAGUCAAUCGCCUUUGCGAUUCUCCUCGUGCGCACUCGCGACGGAUUUAAGUCUUCAAUGCCCAAAGAGUGCAGGAGAAAGAGCUCCAAGGACUUCGGGCUUUCUGGGACUGGAAUCAAUGAGGGCUCGCGGUUAGAGCGAAGAACAGCCGGGAAGGCAUCUCACACGUGCGAUGAUCUCGUUGAGAAAGCCGCUCAAAUCGCCGCGUCGUCCGCAACCGGUGCGCCGACUGUGAUGGAUGCGCCCCGGGUACCGCAGGUCACCAUCACCCCGGAGAGUGGCGGCUCCUCCCGGGAGAUGCAGCAAGAGGACUGGGAUGAUGCGGUGGACUGCAACCUGCGCAGGAAACUGUCCAACUCCUCCAUCUCCUCCACGGGGUCCUCUGCUGUGGAGUCCGAGGAUGACUUACUCAGCGACAACGAGAGCAAAAGCAAAGGCAUCAUCACUUUGGAGCAUCUGGUGGACACCGUAGAGAGCAAGGCGUGGUGGAAGUUGAAGACAAUCGUCCACUGGCCCUUGGGUGUUACGCAGAGGAGAAAGCUGAACUGGGUUCAGCUAGCCGGGCAUAAAGGUAACUUCAAAGCAGCAGGCGAGGGCAACAUCCUGAAGAAGUUCUCCGAAAACGAGAUGCGGUGUUUUGAGAAGCUGAGGGAUGAUGCGCUGCUCCCAUUUGUGCCCAGUUACCAUGGCACUGUGGAAAAAGAUGGAGAGUGUUUCCUUCAUAUGGCUGACCUGCUGGUGAACUUUGACCUUCCCAAUGUCAUGGACUGCAAGAUGGGAGUGAGGACGUACUUGGAGGAGGAGCUUGUUCGGGCGAGGGAACGACCCAAGCCGAGGGAAGACCUGUACACGAAAAUGAUGGAGGUGGACAGCGAAGGCCCAACUCCCCAAGAGCAUUCCCAACAAGGCGUCACCAAGCCUCGCUACAUGCAGUGGAGGGAGACCAUCAGCUCCACCAACACCCUGGGCUUCAGGAUAGAAGGAAUCAAGAAAUGUGACGGUACGUGUCGGACUGACUUCAAGAAAACCAGGUCGAAGAACGACGUCACCCAGGUGUUCAAGGACUUUGUCGGAGGGAACGUCAACAUCACAAAGUCUUACCUGAGCAGACUGACGGAGAUCCGACAGGCCCUGAAGACAUCACAGUUCUUCAUGCAACACGAGGUCAUUGGCAGCUCUCUCCUCUUUAUCCACGAUCACACCAGCAAUGCACAGGUCUGGAUCAUUGACUUUGGCAGGACCACGGCGUUACCAGAGGGCCAGACGUUAAGCCAUGACAUUCGCUGGCAGGAAGGCAACCGGGAGGAUGGCUACCUGUUGGGGCUGGAAAACCUCAUCCACACUCUGGAGUCUGUAAGCAAUAAAGUGACAGCCGAAGAAACUGUUUGCUCAGUUGCUAAAGAAACAGAUUGUCAGUGACCUUUGACCUGUAGAUGGAUGAAAAGAAGUCAAACUAUUUUUAACACCACAGAGAGGUGUUAAAAAUAGGGAAAUUUAAUAAAUGUUGAUGUGCUUUGUGUGAUGGAUGAUAAAUGUUAAAAAUGUGCAGAAAUGAUACGAAAAAAAGCCUAAGAGCAGCUUUAAAAAAGCCACUGACAGAAAAGACACAAUAGACACUGAACAGAGAAGCAGAUAGUUUGUCGCUAGUUACUGAACGAUUGAGCAAAUGAACUGACACUAAUUCAACUUCCUAUAAAAUGAACAGAAGUGAAAGUGUAAGGACUCUGCAUUUCAGUUUCAGGGACGGGCUUGUUCCAUGUGAAGGAAAUGCUCAUGAAAUACGAAUUAAAGCAAGGAGAGAGUCCUCAGUCCUCCUUAUUACGAUCUAACCCUCAGCUCUGACAAUACAUCUGUAGGUGUAAUAUUACAGAAGUAAUUCAGUGCAGUAUGAAGCUCAAAGACCUCACAGUCAUAUAACUACAACACAAAUAUAGUACUGCAUACUGUAUAAUUGUUAGUGUAUUAUUAUUAGUGUCACUGUUUUGACAAACUCUUUUAUUGUAUAUCAAUUUAUAUUUCUUUCACUGAUUUUGUUCCUGUAAUCAAACUUGUUAUAUAGCACCUUUUUGGGUCUUUUUCAGAGAUGUUGUGCAAAUGAAAUAUAUGAAAAUGUACGAGAAUUAAAAUGGGCAAGUACUGUU